AAAAAAAUCACCCUUCAUGACCUUUUUUUUUUUGUCUGUUUUUGCUGUGUUUCUAGCUACUAGCUACAUGGGAUAAAACUGGUUGUGGUCAAUUUUUUACUUUAGUUUGGUUGUCUUAAAAGAUAUAUACCAAGUAUUUGUGUUUUAGUUGUCCUUCUUUGUGGAUAACAUUUUUUCAUGUGAAUUGUUUCUCUUUUUGGUGUCUCGGAUCUAUAUUCUUUACUCGUAGAAAUCUGAUCUUCCACCGUAUAUUGAAUAUUGGAAAGAUCAUGAACAGUGGUUUUAAGAUUUGAAGAGUUUUUGCUUGUGUAUUCUACUAGUUCUGGUGGCCUUUAUCAAGGUCUUGGAGUAGGAGAUAUUUUGUAUGGUUCUGGUGUUUGAUUGGUGGAAUUGGGGAUCCAUGAGACAGGUAGGGAAGAACUUAUUGAAGUUAAUCUGGUUUUAUAUCCUGGAUACAUAAGAGCAGCAUAGAAGUUGCAAAAAGCCGGAAAGUCUGGUUCUUCUGGCUAUAGCAGCAACAGGUAAUUUUGACUAUCAUGUUUCAAGGGGCUUUUGUUGCUAUUGAGAUGUUUUGCAACUGUUUGGCAAAUCUGAUUCUGUUUCAAGUUUGUGCUAUUUAGACCUUUAUUGAUGUUCAUGUUUUGGAUUGAAGGAAAGAUUUAGAGAUUAUUCAUAUCUUUAUGAAUUUGAACACUUCAGUCUUAUCUGAAAGAUCUUGUCAGUUCAACAUGAGUAGCAGUAAGACGAUAGUCUGGUUUAGGAGGGACCUCAGGAUUGAUGACAAUCCUGCUUUGGCUGCUGCUGCAAGGGAUGGUAGUGUCUUUCCUGUCUAUAUAUGGUGCCCCAAAGAGGAAGGUCAGUUCUACCCAGGUCGAGUAUCACGGUGGUGGCUGAAGCAAUCUCUUGCUUAUUUGGAGCAGACCUUGAAGUCUCUUGGGGCCGAACUUGUAGUAAUUAAGACCCAAAGUACACUUUCAGCUCUUUUAGAUUGCAUCAACGCUACUGGCGCGACUAAAGUAGUAUUCAACCAUCUUUAUGAUCCUGUUUCGCUGGUUCGCGAUCAUAGCAUCAAAGAGAAACUGGCAGAGGUUGGCAUUUCUGUACAUAGCUAUAAUGGAGAUUUGAUAUAUGAACCGUGGGAGAUAUAUGAUGAGAAGGGGCAAGCUUUUACGACCUUUGAUGCAUAUUGGGACAAGUGCUUGAACAUGCAUUCGGAACCCAUUUCACUUCUUCCCCCAUGGAGAUUGGUGCCAGCUGCAGUGACAGGGACAGUAGCAAGGUGCUCUAUUGAAGAUUUGGGCCUUGAAAACGAAUCAGAAAAAUCUAGCAAUGCAUUGCUUGGAAGAGGAUGGUCUCCAGGUUGGAGCAAUGCUGAUAAGGCUCUAACUGAAUUUGUUGAACAGCAUCUAGUUGACUAUUCAAAAAAUAGGCUAAAGGUUGGUGGCAACUCUACAUCACUUUUGUCACCAUAUCUUCAUUUUGGAGAGAUAAGUGUAAGGAAAGUUUUCCAGUGUGCGUGGAUGAAGCAGAUAUUAUGGAGAAGAGAACAGAACUCUCAAGGGGAAGAGAGCGUAACACUUUUUCUAAAAUCCAUUGGACUUAGAGAAUACUCCCGUUAUCUUUGUUUCAAUUUUCCAUUCACCCAUGAGCGAUCAUUGUUGAGCAACUUGAAGUAUUUUCCUUGGCAUUCUGAUGUGAACCAUUUUAAGGCUUGGAGACAAGGUCGGACUGGUUAUCCAUUGGUGGAUGCAGGAAUGAGAGAGCUUUGGGCAACUGGUUGGAUACACAACAGGAUAAGAGUGAUUGUUUCAAGUUUUGCAGUGAAGUUUCUUCUUCUUCCAUGGAAAUGGGGAAUGAAGUAUUUCUGGGACACACUUUUGGAUGCAGAUUUGGAAUGUGAUAUUCUUGGUUGGCAGUACAUAUCUGGGAGCUUACCAGAUGGUCAUCAGCUAGAACGAUUAGACAGCCCACAGAUUCAAGGUUGCAAAUAUGACCCAGAAGGUGAAUAUGUAAGGCAAUGGCUGCCAGAACUAGCAAGGAUGCCAACUGAGUGGAUCCAUCAUCCUUGGGAUGCACCUCUUAUUGUGCUUAAAGCUGCAGGUGUGGAGUUGGGCUUAAACUAUCCAAAACCCAUAAAAGAUAUAGAUACAGCUAGAGAACAUCUGACAGAAGCUAUAUUUAAAAUGUGGGAAAUGGAAGCAGCUGCAAAGGCUGCAACUUCAGAUAGGAUGAAUGAAGAAGUUUUUGAUAAUUCUGAUGGUAUCGAAACUUCCGCCAUCCCAAAAGUAAUCCUAAAGGAAAUGUCUUCUUGUCCAACAUAUUCAUCUAAUGAUCAGAGGGUGCCAUCAUUUCAAAAUUGCAAUAAUGGUUCAUUGUAUGGGAAGAGAGCAAGAUAUGUAGAAGAAGAAAAGUUGCAUGCAGAUAAAUUGAAUUAUCACAAUAAAGAUGCAGGGACCUCGAGAGGAGAACAAGACUUAUGCUCGACAGCUGAAUCUUCAGCAUCUAAGAGGCUGAGUACUAGCAGGACGUCAUUCUCCGUUCCUCAAUCUUGUUCUUCUUCAGAUGGCAGGCCAUUGCAAGAAUAUGAAUCUUCUGAUCUGAAGUGAUCAUGGCAAGAAAAGAUUGACUUGGAACAGAAUUCAAGCAAAAAUGGUAAAUAAAUGCUGUUAAUUUACAGUUUGGCUAUUAAGAAACUGCAGACUUUGCAUCCAUUUCUAGUUCUUUUGAUUAUCUGUAUAAUACAUGAGAUUAAUCCAACCUGCAAACUCAAGCCUUUUUCUUAACCUAUGGUGACAUGAACUACAAUCAGGAUAGAUGUUAGUGAAAUUAGUGUGCUUUCAUGUACAUGACAAUUACAAAUUAUUGGAUGAUGCUAAGCCAUGACCUUCAACAAUAUUUUGUAAUUUCCUGUAAACUACUCUUCAAGAAAAGAAAAUGGCUAAGUUGUUUUGGUGAGUAAUGUGCAUGGGGAAUUUGAUCUUCAUUUUAUUUAUUUGGGGCUAUUCUAAAUACUUCCUUUUAUCAUUCAACAAUUUGAAAAAAGCAAUAAAGCACAGUUUGGUUGGUUAUGGGCAAUGUUCUACUGAUCAAUAAAAUCAAAAUGGUCAUCAUUUCAUGAAUGCUGCAGCUUUAUUCUGUUUCAUUUAGGCUUGACUAACUUAAAUGUUUCCUAUCAUAUGC
Molecule: messenger RNA, 3180 nt
Organism: Durio zibethinus
Lineage: Eukaryota; Viridiplantae; Streptophyta; Magnoliopsida; Malvales; Malvaceae
Product: cryptochrome-1-like
Biological process (GO): blue light signaling pathway; circadian regulation of gene expression; entrainment of circadian clock by photoperiod
Cellular component (GO): nucleus; cytoplasm
Molecular function (GO): deoxyribodipyrimidine photo-lyase activity; DNA binding; FAD binding
Source: RefSeq, a predicted model, not a curated record